This is a messenger RNA of Bombina bombina (fire-bellied toad), 1773 nucleotides long. RefSeq names its product protein-L-isoaspartate(D-aspartate) O-methyltransferase. Gene Ontology annotation, cellular component: cytoplasm. Gene Ontology annotation, molecular function: protein-L-isoaspartate (D-aspartate) O-methyltransferase activity. Gene Ontology annotation, biological process: protein modification process. Lineage: Eukaryota; Metazoa; Chordata; Amphibia; Anura; Bombinatoridae. The coding region runs from base 95 to 892 and encodes 265 amino acids. The transcript has 9 exons. The record is from RefSeq and is a predicted model, not a curated record.
UGUUGCCUGGCGAUUGUGGGCGUUUUCAGAACGUUACCAGGUUGACCACAAGAUGCUUUGAUGUUUUUCUAACGCGCAGCUGUCGUGAAAGCAAAUGUUGGUGUGCAGGGCAAGCUGUUUAACUUCACUCUGGUUGUAUGAAAUGAUCGGUCUCUUGCGACUGGCUGCUGUAUCGUUACCUUUUGGACUCCUGUUCACUAGAACCAUGGCUUGGGCUUCCAGUGGGAAAACUCACACUGACCUUGUCAACAAUCUCCGCAAGAAUGCGGUUGUCCGAUCUCAGCGGGUGUAUGAUGUGUUGCUUGCUACAGACCGAGUGCAUUACACAGAUCAGUUCCCAUAUAUGGACUCGCCACAGAGUAUAGGGUACAAAGCUACAAUUAGUGCACCCCAUAUGCAUGCACAUGCUCUGGAGUUACUGGAAGACAGACUAGUAGAAGGCGCCAAGGCUUUGGAUGUGGGCGCUGGAAGUGGAUACCUCACUGCCUGCUUUGCUAGAAUGGUCGGAGGCACUGGAAAGGUGGUUGGCAUUGAGCACAUUGACCAGCUUGUGCAGGAUGCCAUAAAAAAUGUCCAACAGGACGAUGCCACCUUAAUUUCAUCUGGCCGUAUCAAAUUUGUGGUGGGGGACGGCAGACUUGGGUACCCAGAAGAAGGUCCAUAUGAUGCAAUUCACGUGGGAGCAGCAGCUGCAACCGUUCCACAAGAGUUACUGAAGGAGUUGAAGCCAGGAGGACGUCUUAUCUUGCCAGUGGGGCCAGAGCGAGGCAGUCAGGUCCUGGAGCAGUAUGACAAGGGCACUGACGGAAAGAUCACCAAGACUCGGCUAAUGGGUGUAAUGUAUGUUCCACUGACUGACAAAAAGAAGCAGUGGCCAAGGGAUGAACACUGAAAAAAAGACAUCUCAACUGCAAGGUAACAGCAUGAGGACAAGAAGAGCCGGUUUCCAAGCAAGCUGGUGAAAAUAUGAGAAGCAAUUAAGAGCAGGGUAGCUCUAAUGUCCUGGUAGUGAGGCAGCAGGGUGGUGGUGGCAAUCGUUUGUCUAGAAUAAUAGAGAGAUAGCAACUUAUUUGGCUUUCUGCAGUUUGAACAGUGCUUGACUAUCAGGUGGGAGCUCACAGAUAGGUAAAAAUACUUGUUAUACAGAACUAUUAAUUAAUAUAAUGUCAACUGCACAUAUUUAGAUUACCUGGGCCUUGCUGUUCCACUAUGUAUACACAAUGUGAAUAAAAUGUCUGAAAAACUAAGAAUUAUUAAUACAAUAUAGUACAAUUUCAUUAUCAUAAUUGUUGUAAUCACAAAACAAUUUUUUUUUAUUUUGAGAUCUGCCCAGGCAGUGGCUGUGCCUUUUGAAGCUUUUGGUAUCACAGAUUCUUAUUUAUUAAAUGUCCUUCUCUCACACAGCCUAGUUUCCCUUCUGCAAAACAAUUACUAAGAAGUUGUUUUUUUUUUUGUUUUUUUACUGUUAAUGUGAAACUUGUAGAAUUAACAAAGCAUAGAUAAAAAUCUAGUCUUCUUUAGGUUCCUCUCACAUUUUUAGCUGUUUUUUUACAUUAAUAAACAGUUCCUGUCAUGUUAUACUGUAUUUUAGAAGAAGGAACUUAAUUUUUUUUUCAGCUUGUUAAAUAAUUUAAAUGAGAUGUAAUUAUAAAUAUUCUGUAUGCGUUGGCAUUCUAAAAGCAUGAAUAUUUUGUCUGUAUUGUACUAUUGAAUUAAAUUCACUGUAUACUGGAAAUACUGAUUCUAAAUAAAAUAAUAUAUAGUUUUAUAAAA